This is a messenger RNA of Magallana angulata, 4735 nucleotides long. RefSeq names its product galactoside alpha-(1,2)-fucosyltransferase 1-like. NCBI's taxonomy places the organism in Eukaryota, Metazoa, Mollusca, Bivalvia, Ostreida, Ostreidae. Gene Ontology annotation, cellular component: membrane. Gene Ontology annotation, molecular function: galactoside 2-alpha-L-fucosyltransferase activity. Gene Ontology annotation, biological process: carbohydrate metabolic process. The coding region runs from base 92 to 1048 and encodes 318 amino acids. The transcript is spliced from 2 exons. The record is from RefSeq and is a predicted model, not a curated record.
CUUAGAAGCGUUUCCUGUAGCAACAUGGACUGAAAGCGACCGUGGUCCAAUGAUCCAACCCAGUUUGACUUAAUGUCUUUGAUUCCAUGUAAUGGGAACAACAAGAGUAGUCCAAGCACAGCAAUGGUUCCUGGGAGUCCUUGCCAUUACAGUGGUGCUGAUAUUGGUGUACUCCACUCGGUACGAUGGAACCAUGAGACUGGAACCCAAACCCCCACCCAUUAUGUCAGACCCCGACCCCAGGAAGAAGGUAACGGUCACAUUCUGGGGUCGAAAUGGCAACCAUAUGUUUGAGUAUUCUACUCUGAUAGGAGCAGCCAAGAGAAAUAAUAUGACUCCAAUUCUAGUGGAGUCCACCACCAUCUGGAAUAUGUUUAAAUUACCAAUUGCAAAGGGCAGUGUGGAAAAUCUGGAUACAUACAAGCGAUAUAAAGAGCAGCUGCCCUCAGGCUGGUGUAAUAUGACGGAGAGCUUGGACACCUCUCAGGGGGCAUAUCUAAUGGGCUAUCUACAAUCCUGGAGAUAUUUUGAAAAUGUGAGGUUAGAACUUCGAAAGAAACAUUUUGUAUUUCAUGAUCAUCUGAAAAAAGCCGCUAUGGAUUAUAUCGAUAAUGUAAGAAAGGAGCACAAAAAACAAGAUGCUGUAUUAGUGGCUGUUCACGUGAGGAGAGGAGAUUUCGUGAGGCAAAAAAGAAAGGGCUAUACCGUUGGCCCAAUACCUUAUUUUUACAGAGCCAUGAAUUAUUUCAGGAAGAAGUACAAGAACGUAUUGUUUAUUCUGUGUAGCAAUGAUGUGAUAUGGUCAAUGGACAAUUUAGACGACUCUCCUGAUGUCCAUUACUCGCAUAACACCGACGGAUAUCUAGACUUUGCCAUCAUGGCGUCUUGUGAUCACAUGGUCAUGAGUGCCGGCUCCUACUCUUGGUGGGCGGGGUACCUGUGUGGCGGUGAAGUCAUCUAUUACCAUGGUUACCCACAGCCAAACACAGUCAUGGGAAACAACACAAUACGGAAGGAUUAUUAUCCGCCUUGGUGGAUCCCACUGUGAUGCCCAUAUAUUGUAUCGCCCUUUGUAUCCAUUAAUAUAGUGUCCUCAUAUUAUAACAGAUUGAGUCAGGGUAUAUAUGUAAAGUACAAUCAUUUGUACAGGCAUGAAUGUGUCUAUAUGUUAACGAUGGACAACCAUGUCUAUGUUCUGGAUUACACGUGUUUGAUUUAUAUUUUAUACAGUUUAUUUUAUAGCACUUGUACACAUUACUCUCCUCAACAUUACCAUACCAAAAAUGUUGUAAAUUCCUUUUAUUUUUUGUACAUUUAUUAUAUGAUAAUCAUUUAAUUUAAAGCUGCAUUACCACCAUGAAAAUUUGUAGUAGAAAGCAUCAGGUUUUUAGAUUUACUAUAAAAAUGAUCAGGUGUGUGGCUCUAAUUUAAAAAAAUAUUAUGCCCCUUGGUUCAUAGUGACUUUAUGUUGUGUGAUAAACUUUAGUGUAUUUGAUUACCAUAUGUCUACUGUCAUUGUUGAAAAUGUUGAUGAACAAAUCAGUUGUGAUGAACAAGUUUUAAAGAAAAUGAUCAGACCAAACCUGGCAGAGAGAGUUUAGAUCAAAACAGUGAUUAUAACUCAAAGUUAAAAGUUCUCUGUAAAUAAUAGGAGCCGUAGUAUGUGCAUUUUCAUUGAUGAAAUCAAUACUAUAGAAGAUUUAUUAUUAUAGUUGUCAAAUAUCAGCCAUCACUCAACAAUAUAAUACAACUGUGGAAAAUAAUGAACCAAAUGUUAUAAUAGGUUUUGAAAGGUGUGACAGUUUUACUUCUAUACUUACUAAGUAUUAAGUAUAAUAUGUUAUGGUGCUACCGUUGUGGCGACCGCAGCAGGAAUUACACAUCUCUUGCGUCAUUGUCAACUAUGAUAUUUUGACAAUUAUUAGCUAACGUCAAAGAAUUUGAGAGAGAGAGAGACAGAAUAUUUCUAUGUUAAAAAGAUAUUACAAAAUACAUAGACUUGCUUCCCCUUAAAAUCGUUCUUUACUUUCUUCUUUUUUAUUUAGUUCACAAUGACGAGGCUUUAUUUUUGAUAGCAAUUUUACCAGUAUAUAAUCAUUUUUUAAUAUCUUCCUAACUUACACUUACUGUAUAUAAAACUAGUUUAAAAUUGAAUCGAUAUGCCUGUAAAGUAUGGAUCUUGCUUGUAUAUGUAUAUAUAAUCUCUAAGCCCCCCCCCCCCCCCCCCCAAAAAAAAAAAUAAAAUUGUCAUCUGAGGCAGGCAUUGCAGUUUAUAUUGAAAGAGCAAAAACGUUUGAUCCACUUCUAAAUUUAUAGAGAUAAAUAUAGCGUGAAAGGGGUCUAUUGUCUUCAAGCCUACGGUAUAUUACGAGUUAAAUGUCAGUCAUUUUUGGCAUAGCACUAUCGGAGAAAGCAUAAGAGAGCAUUAUGGAAUGCUGCCAAAAAAAUUUAUAAAUGAAUUUGUAGGUUUAGCUUGUUCUUUUUCCCAGGCGCACUGUUACAUAGAUUGUUGUGAUAUAUGUUGAUAUGGCUUAAUUAUGAUGAUAAUAUAAUUUUGAGAUCAUUUAAAUAAAGAUGAUAAAUGUGCAUGAGGCCAUGAACCAAACAUUAGUCAGGAAACAUUACAAUUGCUUUUUAUUUACGUUUGGUUUAUUUCACAGAGUUCUAAAUGCUUUUAAAAGCUUACAUAGUUCAGUCAACAAGUCUCAGAUUACACAUAUUUAACUUUCAUCAAAUAUCAGUUCAGUUGUUUGUAAUUACAUCUUCUAGCUAAUGUCAUUGGAUGUAAAAUAAACUAUAAAAAUUGAGCUUUUAUUUGUUUGUUUCUUUUAAAUAUUAAUAAGUUGAAAGUUUUUAUGAACUCUUAUGGUUUUACUCUAAAACUUAAGUUUUGCAAUUUUCUCAGAAAAUCCAAUUGCUUUAUAGCACUGUUAAGUAAUUAGAACAAGUUAAAGCUAGUUAUAAGUGGAAAAAUUGAUAUAAAUGAAUGAAACUGAGCAAAAGUCAAUUGCUUAAAAGUUUUACACAUUACUAUUAUGGGCAAACUGAUUUAUAAUACAUUACAGUACUUUCACCUACAUAAGAUCACUGAUUCAAGGGAGGUUUACACAGGUCGAGACCACUAUAUCUUGUGACUUCGGCAUAAAUUUGCAUACUAAAUUAGCCAUCUGUUUACUUUUAUCGACAAACCAAUCAUGUGAAUGAGUUGCAUGGCAUUGUGGGCUAUUACAAGUUUCAGUGUAUGCAAAGCGUAUUGAAAAUAUAUACCAUUUUGAAUUGUUCUUUGGAAACUCAUUUUGAAUGAUUUUUUCCGAAUUUAUGAAAUUAAUAUGGGCAAUUAUGUCUGAACUUCAAUUUCUAUGCUCACAUUUAAAAAAUAUUGCAUAUGAGGACUUAUAUAAACCUAUUUUAUUUUAAAUACCUCAUUGUCAAUGUUCAAAAGAGAGGCAAGUCCAAAGAAUUAGAAGCAGAGAGUACCGUUUUUUCACGUGAUAUCCCAUAUUUAAGACAUUAUUAUUAGAAUGCACGUUGAUAUUUUCUUCAGGGACAUUCAUCAGAAUGCUUAACGGACAAAAUACUAUAUGCUGCACAGCUUGCGCUUCUGCGUUUGUAUAUUUGUGCAUUUCUACUACCAUGGCUAUUCACGUAUGUUAAAAAUGUACAGUUACCUGUACAUGUAUUUAUUUCUAGUGCACAAUGGUAAAGUCACCAAUACACAACUGUGCAGUUUUUUCUUAUCAAAAUCUGUUUGUACUUGUAUGCGUAUGUUUGUAAGUCGUUUGAUACUGAUCAUUUUUGAAGCAACAAUUGAUCAACUAAAACAACAGUAUUUUUCAAUGUGAGCAUGGAACAAAGUUAAUGGUACGUAAUCUUUCCUUUUUUACCUUCUAAAGUAAAAAUCAAGAUGUACAAACAUUCCGGCAAGCAAUUAAAUAUUGUGAAUAAAACACAAAAACCACGUGCGUCUAUUGAAUCGUAAACACGUUGUAGACCGUCAUGCAUUGCAACUCAUUCACUGGAUUGGAGAAUCUGUUUGCUGAAAAUACUGUCAUGUGUUAAAUAAUGCUAUCCAUAUAAGGUAGUGUACCCGACCUGUUAAAACAGAACUUUCUUUUGUUGUUUCUUGACUAUAUGCAACAUUUGUGUUCAUUUCAGAAAUCUUUUAACAGAGCCCUUAUACAGUCUGGGCACAUAAGUGGGCUAAAGUUUUUAACCCUUAAUCACAAACAUAAAAAGCAAUGUGAGAGAGAAACGAAGCAAUUAUUUAAUAUUCUAUAAAAAGAUGUACAAGAAUCAAUUAUCACAACAUUUUACAUACAUAUAUAGUAAAAGAAAACUACCGGGUACACACAAUAUGUGCAGAGGCGAUGCGGUCCUCAUCCCCUAGAAAUCAUGGAAGCAUACUUUUACGUAAUAAAAUUUAUAGGUAUAUACAUGUAUUUCAAGUCAAAUGCAAAAAUUAAAAUAUUUAAACAACGACUACUAAAUUUAGUCUUUGAGAUGACUCAAAAUGAGAAGUUUAAUUUAUAGCUUCUUUUUUUUUAUAUCAUCAGUACUUUUCUAGUCAAUUAUUACAAUAUUUAAAAAAAAACAGUGUCCAGAAGUCAUCAUAUUACAAAUACAGCUUCUCUUGUUCAUCUUGAAAAAGUGUUUAUUGUCUUGAGAAUUACAUAGAAAAAACAGCAAUUAAAAUCGAUAAAUUGAUGUCAUAAAAGUUGAAUUUGAUUAUGUGAAU